Molecule: messenger RNA, 7453 nt
Organism: Gavia stellata (red-throated loon)
Lineage: Eukaryota; Metazoa; Chordata; Aves; Gaviiformes; Gaviidae
Gene: LIMCH1
Product: LIM and calponin homology domains 1
Exons: 35
Coding region: 388-5223 (1611 amino acids)
Biological process (GO): regulation of focal adhesion assembly; positive regulation of stress fiber assembly
Cellular component (GO): stress fiber
Molecular function (GO): myosin II head/neck binding
Source: RefSeq, a predicted model, not a curated record
AUCGAGCAAGUGACAGGCAGAAGUUUUGGUGAGAAAGAUUUUCGUUCUGGAUUAGAAAGCGGCAUUCUUCUGUGUGAGUUGCUGAAUGCAAUAAAGCCGGGAUUGGUAAAAAAGAUCAAUAGACUACCGACCCCCAUUGCAGGUUUGGAUAAUAUCAUCUUAUUCUUAAGAGGCUGCAAAGAGCUGGGACUUAAAGAAUCUCAGCUUUUUGAUCCUGGUGAUCUGCAGGACACAUCAAACAGAGUAACCAUCAAGAACAUUGACUAUAGUAGGAAGCUGAAAAAUGUAUUAGUCACCAUUUAUUGGCUAGGGAAAGCGGCAAACAGCUGCACGUCAUAUAGUGGAUCAACCCUGAACCUGAAGGAGUUUGAAGGUUUGCUGGCACAAAUGAGAAAGGAAACGGAGGAUAUUGAGAGCCCAAAGCGCAGCAUUCGUGACAGCGGCUAUAUAGACUGCUGGGACUCUGAACGCAGUGAUUCCCUCUCCCCACCUCGCCAUGGCAGAGAUGAUUCCUUUGACAGUCUGGACUCCUUUGGCUCCCGCUCACAGCAGACACCGUCUCCAGAUGUAGUGCUCAGAGGGAGCAGCGAUGGGAGAGGAAGUGACUCGGAAACUGACCUGCCACACAGAAAGAUGCCAGAUGUGAAAAAAGAUGAUAUGUUGGCGAGGCGGACCUCACACGGUGAACCUAAAUCAGCUGUGCCUUUUAACCAGUACCUCCCUAACAAGAGUAAUCAGACUUUCUAUGUACCCGCUCCACUUCGGAAAAAGAAAGCUGAACGAGAAGAGUACCGAAAGAGCUGGAGCACGGCGACUUCACCGCUAGGAGAUAGACCUUUCAGCAAGCCCCACCCUGAAACCAUAGAAGAAGAACAGAAUGAAACAUCAGGACUGUGUGAAAAGGAGAAAGUGGGCUCCAUGGCUCCUGAGGCAAGCUCCCUUAAAAAUCAAGUAGGUUUGAAUCAAAACAAAGGAAAUUCCAUAGACCAGUCUCCUUCAUGUAGUGCAAAAGAAACAUCAGCACCCAAGAGGAAAGAUGCAGAAGAGAUCAGAAAGUUAAGAAGACUUGAAGAAGCUGGCAUUAAGGUCAUGUCAGCAGCCCAGCGCUAUGGCAGUAAAAAGCCAACAUGUGAAGACAACGGAAGCACCCCAGACAUCAUCCUUCGCAGGGACAACCCCUUCAUGACACAUUACCAAGGGAAGGAUUCUGGUUCAGAAGAUGAAGCGGCCAGCAGAGUUCCUGAUUUAGAAAAGGAUGACUUUGCCACCCGGAGAGCCAGAAUGAAUCAACCCAAACACAUAGUUCCGUUUAAUUCCUUUUCAAUUGGACCCUAUACAAGUAAAGAUAAAGGUAAACUGGAAGACGUUAAAAAGCCAUUGCAGAUGGAAAAGCAGGAACAUGCAAGAAGACGACGGGUGCACAUGGCAUCAGCAAGGCAAAUAGUGACAAGCAAAGAGAACCCACUUCUGCAAACUGAGAAGACGGAGUCAGAGGAGGAACAGCAGGUGAAAGUGCCUGAUACUGAGAGAGAUGAUUUGGCUAAACGGCAAUCUCAAAGUACCCUUCCUCAGCUACAAGAAGAUGUGAUUUUUGUGAAUGCCUCUAUAACAAAAGCAGAUCUGGAGACCGGGAAAAGAUUGAAACUGUCAGGGGAGCCCAGUGAAGAAGAUUUCAAAUGUCCCAGUGACACUCUGCCACCAGCUGAAAUCACGGUGAAAGCAGCAGCCCAUGAUGAUUUUGCUGUCCGCAAAGCCAGAGCAAACAAAAAGGCUGGUAGCCCCAAGCAGAAGUUUGUGCAUUUUGGGCCAGUAACUGAGAUUGAUCAACAGAGAUGGGACAAGCUCAUUAUUGGCAGAGCUUCAUCCAAGAGUGGAACAGAAGAGGAAAGCAAGAAAGAUGGUGUGGAGAAUCACUCUGGUGUUGAAAGCUGUCCUUCAGCCACUGUCGGCAGUCUUGGGUUUGCUGAACGCAGUGGUGAAGUAUCUAAGCCACAGAAUGAGUCCAGUGAGGUAGCCAAGUCAGGUACAGAUGACUCUUGCAGGAGAAUGCUAUCACCUGUCCCGGCUUUUGGCAUCAUCUCUGGGAAACAAACCCUGUGCAGUUUGAACAAACGGCAAGAAAGCACCGAGGAAGACUGCAUCGGGCAUCUACCAGACAUUGAGAGAGAUGAUAUGUUGGUUAGAAGGAUGGGAACUUUUCAGAGGCGUACUACUAGCCCUGUUCCCAUACAUUGUCCUCCCCUCUCAGUAGCUCCUCAUCUGCUGCAGCAGCAGCAAGGAGAGGCAGUAGCUCGUGAGAAGGAUUUGAAGACUCCACGGGAAGCAGAAAGUACUGUCACACGAGAAGAGAGCCAAGAACAGCUUGAAAUCCCUCUGCAGCAGAGCGGUGGAACAGAAAACAAAGUGAAAUUUCCAGACCCACAAAGAGAUGACAUGUUGGCCAGAAGAACUGGAGCUUUCCUAAAACAGCCUGAGCCCAGUGUUAAGCAGUUCCUUCCCAUGCCAUUUUCAAAGCAGCAGAAUAAGCAGGGCAAAGCUGGAGAAGUUGAGAAGAAAGCUACGAGGCCUGAAAAAUGUCCACAAGUCUGCAUUAAUAGCUCUGGAAAACCUAUAGCACAACCGCCGCCAGAAGAGCAGCAAGGGCAGGAAGAAUGCAAUCUCCCUCCUGCAGGACAAGACGAGACUAUCUGUACUGCCCAAGUGGGUGAAGGUAGCCUUAAUGAAGUCCACCUUGGUCAAACAUCUAAGCUUCAGGAGGUUCCUGAGGAAAACAAAAUGGAAACAUUGUCAUCCAAGGAUGAGCGUCUGCAAACAUUCGGCCCCAGAACUGCUGUGUCUGAUGACGCAGAGAGUAUGAGCAUGUUUGACAUGAGAUGCGAAGAAGAAGCUGUGACUCAGCCUCAUAGCAAAGCUCGCCAUGAGAAACUGCAGAACGUACACAACCAGCUGAAAGAGGAUGAGACCAGAUGGCAAGAUGACCUGGCUCGGUGGAAGAGUCGUCGAAGGAGCGCUUCACAGGAUUUAAUAAAAAAAGAAGCUGAGAGAAAGAAAAUGGAAAGGUUAUUGUCUGGAGACGGAACAAAUGAGCGCAGAAAAAGCAUCAAAACCUACCGAGAAAUUGUGGAAGAGAAAGAGAGAAGAGAGCGUGAGCUUCAUGAAGCAUACAAGAAUGCAAAGUCACAGGAGGAGGCUGAGAGCAUCCUCCAGCAGUACAUCGAAAGAUUCACUAUCAGUGAAGCUGUCCUUGAGCGUUUGCAGAUGCCAAAAAUUCUGGAAAGGAGCCAUUCAGUGGAGCCAAAUUCCCCACUGAAAGACCCAAAUCCUCUGAGAUAUUUAAGGCAACAGUCGCUCCCUGCUCCAAAAUUCACUGCCACCAUUGAAGCAACUAUUGUUCCCACCGCUGAACUAGAGCCCAGCGGUUCGACGGGCCGCACAUCUCCCAGCAAAAGCGUUGUCUCCAAGGCUGUGCCUAUGCUGACACCCAAGCCUUACUCACAACCCAAAAAUACACAGGAAGUUUUGAAGAACUUUAAGGUAGAUGGAAAAGUCAGCAUGAAUGGAGAAAAUUUCAACAGCAUGGAAGAGAAGGAUAAAGAGUGUACAACAGUAAUACUUACUCCUUCGCCAAGCAGACCUCUAAAAUUUGACGGAGUAGCCAGAGGGGACAGGCCCCUGCUAGAGUUGAAGAAGGACCCCACAAGUGUUGAACUCAGUUUACAGAGGCCUGCCACUCACAGUGUACGCGAAGAGCCAACAGCCUCCCCGGUGGAAGCAGACGCAGCCGCCAGCCAGCAGGUCGAGGCCAGCCCUGGAAGUGCGGGACCUGCGAGCCCAGCGUGCCCGUCCCCAGGUUCAGAUCAAAAGCAAUUCAAGUCAACCGCAGCUUGUGCCAGCCCUGUUGUGAAGAGAUUAGAAUUUCUUCCCAGUCCUGUCCCUUCAGAGGAAGCUGCUUCAAGUGAGAAAGAUGUGAAGAAACCUGAAAUGAAGCAGCAGAAGGAAGCAGAGCUCCGUGCUACACCGGAGGUGAUGAAACCAAAAGCCCUGGAACAAGAGGGGAGCGUAGUAUUGCCAUUUUUAAAGAAACUACCCGAGACCAGCCAAGUUACUCUGCAGAAUUCUGGUCUACAAGAGCCGCCCCGCGGGGCCGCGGUUCCGCUUAGGGUUCGCAACAACUGGCGGCGCUCACAGUUUUUCUCGCAGUCAGCUGAUUCUGAUAGUGGUGACAAAUCAAAUCGUUUCAAUUUCUGGUCCUGGGAUCCAGAAGAAGAGCGAAAGCGCCAGGAAAGGUGGCAGCAUGAGCAAGAACGCUUGCUUCAGGAGAAGUAUCAGAAGGAGCAGGACAAGCUGAAAGAGGAAUGGGAGAAGGCCCAGAGAGAAGUUGAAGAGGAGGAGCGUAGAUACUAUGAGGAGGAGCGUAAGAUAAUUGAGGAUACUGUAGUUCCAUUCAUUGUUUCUUCAAACUCUGCUGAGCUCCUCUCCUCUUCUUCCUCCACCACUGAAGGAAACAAGACAGCGAACACAACUGAUUCAAACAGCUCUCCAGAGGAAGGCAAACAAAAAGAAGUUACAAGGCAGAAAAAGCUGCUCUGGGAGCAGGACAGUAUGCCAUCUCUGAAAAGCAAGGAAAAUGAACUCUGGCAAGAAAAGAGGAGUGGAAACAAAGUGCUCCCAGGACCACCAGAGACGGGUAUCUUGAAAGGAGGUGAACAGGAGCACCAGGUGCUGGUGAUGGAGCACAGCUCGCCUGCCAGGCUGAAUCUGCCAUUGACUCAGGAUGUCUCCUGGAAUCAGCAGUUGCUGACAAAGCAGUCCCCGCGUCGCACAGAGGACAUUCGGCAGAGACCAUUCCCGGGCCAGAGCGCGGGACAACAACCAAGCUCCGCAGGAGAAACGAGGAGGGCAGGCUAUCUUGAGAACUUCCGAUCGGGGCCAUCGUCUCCUUGCUCUCCUGCUGCUCCGAGUCAGUCACCCAACAGGUACAAAAGGUCUGUCAGUGGAAAGAAGCUUUGUUCUACCUGUGGGCUUCCUCUUGGAAAAGGAGCUGCCAUGAUUAUUGAAACGCUCGGUCUUUAUUUCCAUAUUCAGUGCUUCAGGUGUGGCAUUUGCAAGGGACAGCUGGGAGAUGCAGCAAGUGGGACAGAUGUCAGGAUUAGAAAUGGUCUUCUUAACUGCAAUGAUUGUUAUAUCCGAUCCAGAACUGCUGGACAGCCAACUACAUUGUGACAUGACUUUCAAUCCUAAUAACUUUAAAGGAGGAACUGUCUUCUCAUAUGUAUCGGCUGCCUCUAGACAAUCACGUGUAAGAGCUUGAAUCCAUGGACAUCAUGGCACUCAUCUCAUUUUGAAAAACUCAUAAAAACGCUGCACCUGCUCCUUUAAAAUGCAAUAUGUUGGUUUUCCCCUUUCUUAAGAAAUUUGCAAAAUAUGUAUGACCACGUUUGGGAAGGCAAAGCCUAAGUACUAUAAAAAAAAAUCCCACCUUUCAGGUAUGUUUAUGAUUUCCAGUCUGUUACUUUGUUCUUUUGAAAGUAAUAAGAAAAUAAACAUGCAAUAAAGCUGUUUUGUUUUAAUAUUUCUAGGAAUUAAAAAGUUUAAGUUUACAGAACAUUUAUAGAAUAUGCCAACUUGAGCUGAGAAGUAAUUUUAAGAUAGUAUCUAAUCAGUGCAUUUGAAAAACUAAACAUCACAGCACGACUUCUCUGUUAUAACUGAAGCUAUAACUUUUUUUAUACAGAGACUAGUUUGAUAAUACAGCCUGUAAUUCUGAAGCAUUUUGUGUUUAUAUUACCUUCAGUGGAGGGUAGGAGUUAUACAAAUAAAUUAUUGCACCUCUAGUGAUAGGAUUUUUUUGUUUGUGUACCUCAAGUAAUGUUCAUGACUAUAGCUUAAUAAUCUCUUCAAUAAAGUUUUCUUCAUUAAACCUAAAGACUGUAUACCAUUAACGAUGGCAAGAUUCCCAUUAGGAACAAUCCUUCUUACUGAGCUCAGCAGCCCCUGUUGUUACUGAACUCGAUGAAAGGUGAUGUGGGGGAGAGACGGCCAAGUGGGCGGACACAGCUGAAUUGUGAGUCUCCAAGCUGCAGUUUGAUGCUAGGGUGAAGCUUUUCUCCUUGGCGUGUAACUUGCCCGUUGAUGGUCUGAGUUGGUUUGAGAUCUGCUCAUUCACUUGCAAACUUUACGGUAGAUUGAAAUCUCAUGCGGAGAAACACAUGUGGUUUGGGUGCCCUCCAAAGCAGGGAAUUAAACAGCCUUGAGGCUGUGUUCCUCCGUACACCACUCCAAUAAAGUCGGCAAAACCUGGGAGUGCAGAAGGCACGCAGGGAGGAGGCUGGCAGUGGGAGGCAAAAGAACUUUAACUUGCCUGUGUUUGGGCCAGUUUUCCUUUGUCCUUUUUGAUUAAGCAUGUGCUCCUUACUAAAGUGAUCCAGCAGCUCGUUGAAACAGCAGUCAGAGCUGUGUCACUUUACCUACAAUACACUGACAAGGUUGGGGGGGGUGUUGCAAUUGUAAAAUAUCCUAGCACUUUUUGGUAAACAGUUAUUGGAAAUAUCCCAUUUUAGCAGUUCACCAUGCAACCUAAAAUGGAGGGAAAAAAGUCUACUUAUUCUGCCUUAAAACGAUGAUAAAACUAAAUUAAUAGAGAUUUAUUUUGUCUAUGUGCACAUCCAUCAUCUUUUGAUGUGUUGGUAAAUGGAAAUGAAGUGGUUAUUAGGGAAGCAAUAAUUUUGAGUUGUUCUAUAGCUAGCAACUAUUUAUCUAAACACUAGACAGUUGCUUGCAUGUGAGUUGCAUACCCAUGCAAAACUGCGUGUCAUUGAAAACCCAUGUAUGAUGUUGUCACUGAAGGACAUUGUGACUAUCUGCUGGAAAGUUACAUGUUACUUCCUUAAAAUUGUGCCUUAGAAAAUGCAAAGCUGUUGCACACAGUCAACGAUGACUUAAGGAUGCAAUAAGUCCAAAAAGCUGAAGUCCUUCGUGGACUUCACCUGGGGAAUAUUUUUAAAAAAAAUAAAAAUCAGAAAAAUGUUUUGGAAAUAAAAGUGAUGUCUAAUAUUUUGAUUAACCAUCUGCAUGAUUUACUGUUAAAGGGUUUUGAUAACCAGGAUGCUUACACUUUGCAUGUGGUCAUCAUAAUGUUUCCCCACAAAUAAUGCAUAAGACGGAAAUUCAAGAAGCAGAUUUUAUAACCAACUUUCUACAUCUGUAUAAUUCCAUGUGCUGCAUUAAGGAUAUGUGAAUAUAUGAUGGCUGGGCCUGAUUUUAAAUGAAACCGUGCAUGCUUGUGCAUCUAUUUGGUGUGAGUCACUAACACCACUUCACCCAUGCGAUUAGAGUUUAGAUGUGCAAAUGGGUCCCCAAGUGUAUAAAAGGGUGGGUUGUCACAGAGGUUAGAUCUGCUUUUCAUUCGCAUAGGGGUAAUGGUUGGGUGUAAAACGCAUGGGCGAGGGGUAGG